Messenger RNA from Lathyrus sativus (Indian pea), 606 nucleotides. The record is from the annotation of a GenBank genome assembly. Lineage: Eukaryota; Viridiplantae; Streptophyta; Magnoliopsida; Fabales; Fabaceae.
AUGACUACCUACGGAACAAUCUCGGAGGACGAAGAAAUUCGAUCAAAUACAAACUUAGUUUACAUUUUGGAGGCGAGAGAUCGAAUCCAGGCCGGUUUGGGCGUAACAAGACCAUGGAAAGAAAUGAUCCAACCAUCCCGUGUCAAACUGCCAUCAUAUUUCUUGGACGCACUUCAAAGAAUCAACACGAACGCCGAACAUUUCCGCGCAAAUUACGUAAUCAUGAUAUUGUUCAUUCUUUUCCUUAGCUUACUAAGAAAGCCUACAUCAUUGAUCAUAUUAACUGUGAUGAUGAUAGGGUGGUUGUACUUGUAUUUCCUAAGAGUGACACCUUUGGUGAUUUUGGGGUAUGAAAUAGAUGAGAGAUUGGUGGUAAUAUCCUUGUUGUUGGUGACGAUUGGUUUGCUUGUUGUAACAGAUGUAACACAUAAUGUGAUAGUUGGAAUGUGCGUUGCUCUAGGUGCUGUGUUGAUCCAUGCUGUAUUGAGAGAAACUGAGGAUCUUUUCACAUUGGAUGAAGAUGUAAGAGUUGUAAGAGGUGUUAGACAAGUUAUCAAAGUCCCUCUUAGACAACCUGGUUCAUCUUCUUUUACUUUGCCUCCUUAG